Molecule: messenger RNA, 888 nt
Organism: Cyclospora cayetanensis
Lineage: Eukaryota; Apicomplexa; Conoidasida; Eucoccidiorida; Eimeriidae
Exons: 4
Coding region: 1-888 (295 amino acids)
Source: RefSeq, a predicted model, not a curated record
AUGGCGUGUCUGCUCAUUUGGGAGCAGCUACACCCUCUGGUGUAUCUUGGAGCGUCCUCUUCAUCUGGUGCUGAUGCACCAGCCACAGCAGCUCCAGCUGCCCCCAGCCAGUUUCAAAUUGGCAACAGCGAGGGCAGCAUCGCCAAUACCGUUUCCUACGACAGCAACGACAGUAAACGCAACAUGAACAGCAGCGACUCGUUGCUGAAUUCGCUUUCUGAACAACUGGAUUCGGUAGCCGCCUCUCUAAAACCAAACGCAGAGCCAGUAGUCUUUCCCCCCCUAUCCCCAAGGGAGGUUGCGCAUCUGGAGUCGCGUCUGGAAUUGGUAUUCUUCUGUCUCUCUAUGACGAAAAGACACCUCAUCGCCAAUGUUGCCCUUCUCAAACAGCUUAUCGCCGCAAAAGCGCCCAAACUAGACGACUUGUUGCAGGCAUGGGCUCAGGCUACAUGGGCUGGUUGCUACAACGAGGCUCUAUCCUUCCCACCUUCUAUCUCGCUCUCCGAUAUAUCUCAUGAUGAAGCAAAGGCCCUUAUGACGCCCCAAAAAACGCCGAUGAAGUUUUCUCAGCGAACACUUCUGGAUAUCGAUCAAGCCAUUGCGGCACUUGCAGUCAGCCAGGACACCGAGUGCAUGCUCUACGGUUCAGAAUUUGGGUAUAGGGUUGCGCCAGUUGGCUGGGGCCGAAGGGCAGAGGGCACGAUGCCUUCAGCUUGGCAAAGGACGAACUGGAGGGACAGCUGGUGGUUUUCUUGUGGCUGUGUGAUGCUGAUUUUCUGCUUCCUUCUUUUUGGAGGCAAGAAAGUUGCAAGAGCAUACAGAAAGCGACACCGCGGCAAGGCAGCACCUCGAGAACAGCCCCCUUUAAACAACCCAAAGCAACUCUGA